Lactuca virosa is the source of this 702-nucleotide messenger RNA. The record is from the annotation of a GenBank genome assembly. NCBI's taxonomy places the organism in Eukaryota, Viridiplantae, Streptophyta, Magnoliopsida, Asterales, Asteraceae.
AUGUAUGUUACACCGGAGAAUUAUAAGUAUAUCGGUGAUAAUGAUGUUGGUGUAUAUGUUAAUGAUGUUGGUGUAAAUGAUUCAUUUGACAAAAAAAAAGCAGUAGCCGUGGUGAAUAAGGUUGGUAAUGAAUCUAGAAAACAGGAAGUUCCGUUUUUGCAUGAUGGUGAACUAAAAGGAUAUGGCGAGUUUGCGGAUUGUGACAAGUUGGAUAUAUCCGGCCUAGAUAGUGAUUCUAACGGAGAAGAAUUAGAUGACGAAUCUAAGCUUAUUUAUUCAGAUACCAUGUUUCAUGGUAUGUCCCCUUUGCCUUCGUGUCCUGUAAAUGCUGAUGUGAACAUUCCAUGUCAGAGGGUGUAUAUAAGUGAAGAGAUUAAGGUUUUAGACAUUUUUGAUGACAAAGAGUUGCUCAAGCUUGCAAUUGGAAGACAAUGCAUGGAACAAGGGCAAGGGGAAUCCAAUCAACUACUGCUUUCCAAGUCACAAAAGUUGUUGACCAACACACAUGUUGUGCGACAAAUUUGGAGUCUAAUAAUCGACAAUCAAAGAAAAAGGUACUUGGCCACUUUAUCGCUGAAGUAUUGGCCGGAGACUAUAAUAGAGUUUAUCGGGGCAAUGAAAUUGUUAGGGACAUCAAUUCUAAAUUUCCAAUCAAUAUCUCAUACCAACAGGCAUGGCGUGCAAAACAGUAUGCGUUGUUGA